Messenger RNA from Aspergillus vadensis CBS 113365, 753 nucleotides. RefSeq lists its product as uncharacterized. Bases 1 to 753 code for a protein of 250 amino acids. Lineage: Eukaryota; Fungi; Ascomycota; Eurotiomycetes; Eurotiales; Aspergillaceae. The transcript is spliced from 4 exons. The record is from RefSeq and is a predicted model, not a curated record.
AUGAUGGGAAAAGGCCUGGAGUCACACAAGCAGAGCAUCAACGCAGAUACCCGUAUCAAUCUCAAGAAGCUGCCACAUAUCAGCUACCAAUACCCAAGCCUAGAUGAGAUCCAUCAGUUCAUGCUGGACUUUGAACUUCAAGCUGCGCACCAGACCGACGAACAAAGCUGCCACCGCGGAUAUGACCCCAAUCACUACGUGUAUUAUGCGCAGAAGGGCGACGGUAAGUUUCUGGAAAGGGCCUUCGAAGCAGCUAGUCUAGAAGGCUCCAAACGAGCAGGGGCCUUGCCCAAGGCCGGUCCCAUGCAAGAGCUAACGGAUGCCCCAGGCGCUGGCUCCUUGCCGGGUUAUUUUGGCCUUUCAACCCAGGUUUUCGAGUCCCGAUCACAAUUCUAUACCUCAACAUUCAACAUCCAACAACCGACCCCCGUAGACCACGCGUUCUUCCUCGGCCCCAGCACGACGACAUCGCACGUGCACCAUUGCUCAAUCGAGGUCCAUGACUACGACACACAGCAGCCAGGUCAUCAGUUGCUGGUCAAGAAGAGAUAUAGGCCGGCCUCGGGAGUGGGACAUUAUGUCCUGCGGUCUCAGAUCUUCAAUUACUGGUGGGAAUUUCUCGGGCAAUAUGAUCGAACACUACGCCGAUGGCGACUUAGUAAAUGCAGAGACGUAAUUGGAUAUAUGAUCCCUGCGGGGCCAGCUUUGUUGGCGAUUUGGGGCCCUGAACUACCCGCUGCAUUUUUCGAGUGA